Messenger RNA from Pseudozyma flocculosa PF-1, 1989 nucleotides. RefSeq lists its product as uncharacterized. Gene Ontology annotation, biological process: amino acid metabolic process; biosynthetic process. The coding region runs from base 1 to 1989 and encodes 662 amino acids. Gene Ontology annotation, molecular function: transaminase activity; pyridoxal phosphate binding. The record is from RefSeq and is a predicted model, not a curated record. The transcript is spliced from 4 exons. Lineage: Eukaryota; Fungi; Basidiomycota; Ustilaginomycetes; Ustilaginales; Ustilaginaceae.
AUGACGACCGAUCCGGCGUCCGUCUCGCUCGCCCGCGACACGCUAACGGGCGGCCUGCGCGACCUCGACAUCGCCGACGGCCCAUCCGAAUCGCCGCAGUCGAGCUCGAACUCGAACUCGAACUCGACGCUGUCCGGGCGCGGCCGCCAGAAUGCGUCGUUCAUCAACGAAAAGGUCGAGGCCAUUUUUGAGCUGAUGCGCGACCUCUUUGACCCGGAGACCAACCCCAACGGCAUCGUCAACCUCGGCGUAGCCGACAACGCCCUCUGUCGCAACGAGCUGCUCCAGCUCACCUACGCCGACCGGAUGACGGCAUCGUCGCGCCUCUUCAAGGCCAUCGCCGGUCUCUUCAACACAAAGACGCCAGACUAUCCGGAGUCGAACCGAUCGCCGCUGCCGCUCCUCGGCGUCGAGCCGGAGCACAUCGCCAUCGGCUCGGGCGCCACGGGCAUCCUCGACCAGCUCUUCUGGGCCCUCUGCGACCACGGCGACGGCGUCCUCCUCAGCACGCCCUACUACAACGCCUUUGACAACGACCUCACCUCGCGCGCCGGCGCCGUCAUCGUGCCCGUCGCCGUGCCCGUCCCCAAGCCCAGGCACGGCGACGGCAAGAGCGAGAGCGAGAGCGAGAGCGGCAGCGUGCUCGACACGAGCGAAAUGGUCGCCGCCGACACGGUGCGCCUCUACGAGGACGCGCUCCUCGAUGCCCAGAGCCGCGGCACGAGGGUCAAGGUGCUCCUCUUCUGCAACCCGCACAACCCCAGCGGGGCCAUUGCGCCGAGGCAGACCGUCGUCGGCCUCGCCCGGCUGGCGGCAAAGCACAAGCUCCACUUUGUCUGCGACGAGAUCUACGCGAGGUCGUGCUUCGCGACGCCCCACACGCCCCAUCCGCCCACGUUCCACUCGGUCCUCUCGAUCGACGUGCGCGCCGAGGCCGGCUUGGACCCGGCCUACGUCCACGUCGUCACGUCGGCGAGCAAGGACUUCGGCAUCAACGGCUUCCGCCUGGGCCUACUCGUCUCGCAGCACAACCGCGAGCUGCACCGCGCCAUGACGGCCCUCGGCCUCCUCGCCCAGUCGGCCGCGCCCGCCGCCGCCCUGUGGCGCACCUGGCUCGAGGACCACGACUUCCUCGCGUGGUACCUCGAGGAGAACCGGCGGCGCAUGGCCAAGGCCUACGCCUACGUCACCGACUGGCUCGAGCACUACGGCAUCCCCUAUGCCGACGCCAACAGCGGCCACUUCUUCCUCGCCGACUUUACCCGCUUCCUAGGCGGCGGCGGCGGCGGCGGCGGCGGCGGCGGCGACAGUGCGGGGCAGCCUGCCGCUGACCAGGCCAGCGAACGGGAGCAGCGGGACAGGGAGGGCGAGCUGGUGGGCCGGAUGCUCAAGCAGCGCGUCUUUGUGGCGCCGGGAAGCCAAUACCACCACCCGAGCCCGGGCUGGUUCCGGGUGACGUUCACCCAGGACCCGCGGGCGCUGCGGGCGGGCCUGCAGCGGCUGGCCCGGGUGUUUGGCCUCGACGAUGGCUUCGAAGACGGGCGGGAGCUGCUAGACCUCGAGCACGGAGGCAAGCCCAGCCCGCUCGACGCGGACGCGCACAAGGUCAAGGACAAGGGAGUGAGUCCUGCGGCGUCUCGCCACCCAAUCGUCGCCCGGGACGCGUGGGGCAACGACAAGGACGGGAUGAUGCCGCUCCCCGCCGCCAACUCACCCUCGUCGUCGGACGCCCCGCUACACGUUCCCAGGUCCUUGACGAGUGCAACUAGCGCCGCGCCCGGAGAUCUGUGCGUCACGCUGCUGGGCGUGGCGGCCUUCUUUGCCCCCUUCUUCCUCAUCGACAGCAGCAUGCCGCUCGCGGCCGGUACGGGCACGUUCGGCCUCGUGGCCACCUGGGCCUGUGGCCUCCUCGUCCUGAAGAGGAGGAACAGGGCCAAGGCACACGCUUCGCAGCUCAGCAGCGUGCGCAGCGAUCUGGCAGAGGCGUAG